GAGGGGGAGAUUGAGAGAUCAAGAGUGAAAUAGAGCGGUCGGGGGUUGACGGUGGUGGUGGGGAGAAGGGAGGCAGAGCGAGCGCAGGAUGCACGGGCCCCGGGAGCACAUGGCUCGCCGGGAGCUGGUGUUGCUGGCCGCUGCAGAGCCGGGGCCGAACUCCAGGUGCGGCCUGAGCCAAUAAACAAGCGGACGAGUGUGGACAACACGCGCUUGGUGUAGAGGGAGCGCACGGCGAUGGAAGGUGCGACGAGGAGCUGAGGUGGUGCAAAGUGCGCGAGCGGGCCCCCGGAGGCUGUGGCUGAGGCUGAGGCUGAGGCUGAGGCUGAGGCUGAGGCUGAGGCUAAGGCUGAGGCUAAGGCUGCCGCCGUUGCUGCUGUUGCUGUCGCUCUUGAAGAGCGAAGGACGAGGAACCUCGUCAGUCCUACACGAUGGCCACGGAACCGCUUUCGCGCGCCUCUUGUCUCCUGUUGCCACUGCUGCUGCUGCUCGCACAGGUAACGAGAUCGGCAGACUUGGCGAUCGAGAUCCCGGGUAACCUUAGUCAAGGCGGCUCCUGGUACAGACUGGAUUACACUCCUCGAGUUGGAUAUCCACCGCCCAACACGACUAUCGCUGCCUCGGACAUCGGUGACGUCAUUAAGUUUCGCGAUGGUUUGCCUGGGACCCGUUACGAGUAUUGGCUGUACUAUAGUAACGACACUCUUCACGAUUGGCUUACCUGGACGGCCUCCAUUACGACCCCGCCCGAUCCACCGUCGAAUCUCACAGUCUCCGUAAAAAGCGGCAAGUCGGCGAUCAUCUACUGGGAGCCACCCCGACACGGCAACUACUCGGGCUUCCGACUCCGCAUCCAGAGUUUCAACGACGCCAGCAACCCCUGGUCGAGCGUCGUCCCCGCGGAUGCGGUGCCCUACACGCUGCGCGACCUCACGCCUGGCGCCACUUACUCCCUCCAGCUCUUCACGGUCCUUGACACCAAGGAGAGCGUCGCCUACACCAGCAGGAACUUCACAACAAAGCCAAAUACGCCGGGAAAGUUUAUCGUCUGGUUCCGCAACGAGACGACGCUCCUCGUCCUUUGGCAGCCGCCUUAUCCAGCUGGAAUUUAUACUUAUUACAAAGUUAGCAUAGAUCCCCAAGAUGCCGCUGAAUCCAUUCUCUAUAUCGAGAAGGAAUCGGAACCGCCUGGACCAGCGCAGGCAGCUUUCAAAGGCCUCAUUCCUGGUCGAGCGUAUAACAUCUCGGUGCAGACAGUAUCGGAGGACGAGACCUCGACACCGACGACGGCGACGUAUCGUACGGUGCCGCUACGCCCGCUCAAUGUCACCUUCGACAACUCGUCGGUUACGUCGACGUCGUUCCGCGUUUACUGGUCACCUCCCAAUGGUAGCUCCGAGUUUGACAAAUACCAGAUCUCGUUGGCCGGGAAUCGGCGCUUUGCCCCGGUUACCCGCAACCGCGAGGACGAUUGUCGCUGGGAGUUCAAGGAUCUCGAGCCCGGCAAGACAUAUCAGGUCGUCGUCAAGACCUUCUCCGGCAAAGUAUCCAGCUGGCCGGCGAGUAGAGAUGUCACGCUCAGACCUCUGCCAAUUCAGGAUCUUCGGGCUGAAAUUGAUGAGAAAACGUGGAUGGUCGAAGUUUCAUGGAGCCCAGAAAAUGCAAGCACUCAAGAUACUUAUAGAGUUCAAUAUCACGAAGUUGAAGCGACAAUUGGAGGGGAUAGCAAUGUUUUAACGACUAAUAAAACAAAGAUUACCCUGGAAGCGCUUCUGCCGGGACGCAACUACUCGAUAAUUGUCCAGGCGAUCAGCAAUAAAGUCGAAUCGAACGAAACCAUCCUUUACCAAGUGACGAAACCCUCGAGCCCGAUAAUCGAGGAUCUCAAGUCAAUCGAGAAGGGCCUGAAUAUCUCGUGGAAGAGUGACGUUAACUCGCGCCAGGAGAAAUUCGAGGUGACGCACAAUCGCAACGACACGGGCGAGAGCGCGACAACCCUUACAACCGAGUCUCACAUUGUCCUCGAGGAUCUUUACCCCGGAGCUGGCUACGAGGUCAAGGUCUUUGCCAUAAGUCAUGGAUUAAGAAGCGAGCCACACGCCUACUUCCAAGCCGUUUUGCCACGUCCACCGCGUAAUCUCAGCAUCGAGAAAGUGACGAGCAACACGGUACUGGUGCACUGGGAGGCGCCCACCGACUCGAUAUUCUCGGAAUACGCCAUCAGAUAUCGCACGGAGGACGACCCGCGAUGGGUGAAGCUACCGAGUGUCAAGGAGACGGAGGCCGAGGUGGCGGAUAUGACACCCGGGGAGAGGUACACCAUACAAGUCAACACCGUGAGCUUCGGUGUCGAGAGCCUUUACCCUCUUCAAGUUAAUCACACCAUUCGUCCUAAUCCCGUAGUAAACGUCACGCCGGUGAUCGACUCGACGAACGUGACGCUCGAGUGGCCGCGACCCGAAGGUAGAAUCGAGUACUACGCGCUCAAGUGGUGGCCCUUGGACAUACCGGAGAGCAUUCGGGCGAAGAAUGUGACGGCGAGUAGCGACCCUUCGAGCAUAGUCUUUGAGGACAGUUCGACGCUGUCGAGCUCACCGUCGGCCAAUCACAAUAUCGAGAGGAUAUUGGUGGGCGAUCUCAUGCCGGGGGUCGAGUACGUCUUCACUGUCUACACGGUGUCCUACGACCUUCUCAGCGACACCACGAGCCUCAAGACUCGCACGAUGCCGCUGAUUCAAUCGGAGGUGGUCGUGGUGGUCGACCGGGAUCAGCCGGACUCGCUCACGUUACGCUACACGCCAACACCCGUCCAGUCGUCGCGCUUCGACCUUUAUCGGUUUCGCAUAAGCGACGGCGUCAACACCACGCAGGAGCGCAUCGUCAACGACACCGAUACCAAGGUCACGUUCACGGACCUGAUGCCCGGGAGGCUGUACAACGUGACCGUGUGGACCGUCAGUGACAAGGUCGAGAGCAGGCCACUGCUCAGGCAGGACAGAUUAUACCCGGAGCCAAUCACGGCGAUCAACGCUACGGAGAUCAACGACACGAAGAUCACACUUGCUUGGGACCCUCCGCGCGGCGAGUAUGACGCCUUCGAGGUCCAGUACAUAAAUGCCGAGGAUAAUUAUGUGCAGAAUAUCACGUCGAUGAACGCCAUAACGAUAACCGACCUCAAGCCCCAUCGCAAUUACACCUUCACCCUCGUCGUCCGGUCGGGCACCGAGUCCAACUACCUGAGGCGCUCGAAUCCCUUGAGCGCGAGCUUCACCACUAGUGAGUCAUACCCUGGCAGAGUCGACAAGUUCCACCCGACGGAUAUACAACCGAGCGACAUCAGCUUCGAAUGGUCGCUGCCCAGCCAAGAGCAGAAUGGAAUCAUCAGGAAAUUUAGCAUUACCUAUGGGCUCGAGGGCUCGGCACACACGCAGGCGCGCGACUUUAAGUCGAGCGAAUUCCGCGGCACGAUCAAGAACCUCAUCCCCGGGAAGACGUACAUCUUCCGCAUCCAGGCGGAGACGCGCGUCGGCUUCGGUCAGGAGGCGAUCUGGAAGCAGAAGAUGCCGAUACUCGCGCCACCGAAGCCGCUGUCCCAAGUUGUGCCUACCGAGGUCUGCCGAAGCAGCAUCACCAUACAGAUAAGAUUUAGGAAGAAUUACUUUAGCGAGCAGAAUGGCGCUGUCACGUCCUACACCAUCAUCGUCGCCGAGGACGACAGCAAGAACGCGAGUGGGCUCGAGAUGCCCAGCUGGAGGGACGUGCAGGCCUACAGCAUUUGGCCGCCUUAUCAGGUGAUGGAGCCGUAUUAUCCCUUCAAAAACAGCUCCGUGGAGGACUUUACGAUCGGCACGGAAAACUGCGAGAACAAGAGUGGCUACUGCAAUGGACCGCUUAAAUCCGGCUCGACCUACCGGGUGAAAGUCCGAGCGUUCACCGCGCCCGACAAGUUCACCGACACCAGCUACAGUUUCCCCAUACAAACAGAUAAGGACAAUACGGCGAUCAUUGUUGGCGUUACCGUGCCGAUCGUUCUGCUCCUGGCGCUACUCGGAAUCGGGCUGCUGAUAAGGAGACGCAGGAGCCAAGGACGCAAGACCACCGAGACCAGGGCGACCGACGACCUUUCGCUGCCCGACAGCGUCAUCGAAACUAGUCGACCAAUAAGAGUGGAGAACUUCGCCGAGCAUUAUCGCAUUAUGUCGGCAGACUCGGACUUUCGCUUCUCGGAGGAGUUCGAGGAAUUGAAGCACGUGGGACGCGAUCAGCCCUGCACAGCGGCCGACCUACCGUGCAACCGACCCAAGAAUCGUUUCACCAACAUAUUGCCCUACGAUCACAGCCGAUUCAAGCUUCAGCCCGUGGACGACGAGGAGGGCUCCGAUUACAUUAACGCCAAUUACGUGCCCGGCCACAACUCGCCGAGGGAAUUCAUCGUUACGCAGGGACCCCUGCAUUCCACGAAGGACGACUUUUGGAAAAUGGUUUGGGAGAGCAAUAGCCGAGCCAUCGUCAUGCUGACGCGUUGCAUCGAAAAGGGCCGGGAAAAGUGCGAUCACUACUGGCCGACGGACACGCUUCCGGUUUUCUACGGCGACAUAUCCGUCACGAUUCUCAACGAGACGCAUUAUUCCGACUGGAGUAUUACCGAAUUUAUGCUGCGCAAAGGCGACUCGAAGCGAGUUAUCCAGCACUUCCACUUCACGACUUGGCCGGACUUUGGGGUGCCCUCGCCCCCGCAGACUCUCGCACGCUUCGUGCGGGCGUUCCGGGAGCGCGUGCAGCCGGACCAACGGCCGAUAGUCGUACACUGCAGCGCCGGUGUCGGGCGUAGCGGCACCUUCAUAACCCUCGAUCGCAUCCUCCAGCAGAUCCUUGUGAGCGACUACGUCGACAUAUUCGGCAUAGUGUGGGCCAUGAGGAAGGAGCGCGUAUGGAUGGUGCAGACGGAACAACAGUACAUAUGCAUACACCAGUGUCUCCUGGCGGUCCUGGAGGGUCAGGACACCACGGGACCGCCCCGGGAGAUACACGACAAUCAGGGCUUUGAAGAUGACGAAGGUAUCGCAGAGUCGGGAAUGUGAUGAGUGCGAAAGACUGAUACCGGGCGGCUCGAGGGAGGAAGACAAGGACGAUAAUGAUAGCGAGGAGGAAGAGGAUGGAGAGGGGUGCGUGACCCUCGAGUUGGCGCCGAGAACACAGUCGGCGAGGGUCGAGAGCUCUCAGGACAUUCCGAUUGAUUCGUUGCCGCUGAUCGAACGGCGCUGAUCGUGUCACCCGACAGGAUGAAGACAACGACAGGAUUAUCUUUGGCACGCGGCACGGUCGAGUCGCCGACACAUGUUGAUGCACAGACACUGAUUAAGCAGAAGUCUCCGUCCAUUAUUGGACGUUCGAGAGAACGUUCAGAGCGAGCGUUCGCGGGUAGUCGAGGAGACGGUUCGAUUGUUGAAGAGCAAGACGGCGAACCUUGUUUUUAAUCUCUCGUUAAUGGCACUGAGCAAUGGUAGCUUAUAGCGAGGUGUGGCUCAGGGUACAUCGAUCACCACUCGUAACCUGUGUCAGUAUGUUAGUAAGAAGGUUCGACGACAUCAUUUUUUUCUGUUUU
Messenger RNA from Ceratosolen solmsi marchali, 5605 nucleotides. It is a transcript of the gene Ptp10D, whose product is annotated as Protein tyrosine phosphatase 10D. The record is from RefSeq and is a predicted model, not a curated record. Lineage: Eukaryota; Metazoa; Arthropoda; Insecta; Hymenoptera; Agaonidae. Gene Ontology annotation, biological process: protein dephosphorylation. The coding region runs from base 432 to 5081 and encodes 1549 amino acids. Gene Ontology annotation, molecular function: protein tyrosine phosphatase activity; protein binding. The transcript has 18 exons.